CCUCGCGAGAGCGGGGCUGACUAGAGUCGCUGGUGAUUAGGGGGACGCAUCGCGGUGUUAUGUUGGACGCUGCUCAGUUGGUCCUGCCGUCCGACUCUCCGGUUGGUUUGCUUCUGUCUCACUGAGAGCGAAGGCUGGGUAAAUGCCUGGCAAGCGGUGUGGUGAGAAUGAGGACCAGCCAAAGGUUGAACGGCCUUGGGGGCGGCACCCUGGCUCUAAAACCAGGCUCAGCAGCGGCUAUGGUGGACGCCGCUGCGGCUUGGGCAGGGGCUUAGGCCGCCCGGGGCGGGGCGGAGGCGGUGGGCAUCCUGCUCCCGGGCCAGACACGUAUUAAGAGGAGGCGGAGGGUCAUGUGUCUGGAAGACGAGAUGAAAAUUCUCGAGAAGCUGGAAGAAGGGUUUGCGCACCCUUAAGCAAAACGAGGAGGCGGUCAGGACCAGCAUGGAGAGUGUUUCGCCCGUCUGCUCCUAGGUGCUGUGCAUUCCUCAGGACGUAAACAUCAAGAAGAUGGAGACGAAUUAAUCUUUGGGGUCUAGGAUUAGACCAAAGGAGGAGGGGGCAGCCUCUGACGCUGAAGGCCAUCUGCAGCCAGGCCAAACGGGUUUACAUGCAACUGGUGGAAACCACUGGCAAGGGCAACCCAGAGAAGUUUCAUGCGAGCAAGGGAUGGUUGGAGAAGUUUAGAAAUCGCCAUAGGUUGCUGAAUUCGAGGUUGAUAGGGGAGGAAGAACCGUUAAAUACCCAGUCGGCACCCACGUAUUCCAAGCAACUCUAGUAACUGAUCAGAGUUAGUGGCUUUGUACCUCAGCAGGUCUUCACCGCCAAGCAGAUGAGCCUGUUUUGGAAGUGCUUGCCUUCGCGUACUUUUGGGGAAAAAGACAAAAUUCCGGAAAGCUUAGAGGAAGCUAAGGACUGGAUUUCUUUCAAUUUUUGUGCCAGUGCCGCAGGUGACAAAACCGUGGCUGCUUUAUGAAGCAGCACCUGUUUUAUGGAAAAAAAUAUAAAACGCCUUCCUAGUUUCCGGCGAUCACUAACAGUAUCAUUAACAGCUGCCCUCAUUUUGGAUUGGCUUCGUAAUUGUUUUAUUCAUUGAACCUGGAGUUAUUUAACAGAAAAAAAUCUUGCCUUCAGAGUGUUACUGUUUUUGGACAGAGGUCUCAGUCACCCAGACUCCAUUCUUUGCUCAUUCCAAUGAUGAUAUUGUUUCUCCAUCUGGAGGGCAGUAGCUAUCUUAAGCCCUUGGAUCAGGGUAUAAUUGAAGCAUUCAGGAGGUAAUACACCAAGCAUAUGUUUGACUACUUUGCCGACUUUUUGAAAAAAACCCUUGCCUCACUUUGAAAGAAACAUGGCAACAGUACAACUUUAAUGAUGCUUUGGUAGUAAUAAAAGAGGUGAUGGAUGAUAUAAAAACCAGCCUCUCUUAAUAAAGCUUGGUGGAACCUUUGGGAUGAUGUUGUGAAUGAUUAUGCAUGUUUCCCUAGAGCUAAUGAAGAAGUUGAAAAAAAUCAGAGUCUGAAAAUGGAUGGGCUUUAAAUUCAUCGAUAUUGAUGAAAGUGAAAUUAAUAAGCUACUUAAGUUUCAAGCUUUGGCAAUAACAGAGAGAGUCUAUAUCUGUAGAUGAGGAAGAAGGCAAAUCUCUGGAACCAGAGAUAAAGUUGAACUUAAGGAAACAAUUCUGUCUUACACCAGGUGUCAGACCUCAUUGAAGCUGCAAUUGAUCUUUACUGGAUUGAAGUUUGGCCUUUAAAAAUUUCAGUAAAUUGUUGUAUAUCUGUAAAGAGGCCCAAAAGAACCUUCAAAAUAAAGCAAAGGAGAUGAAGAAAGAGAAGGAAGACACAAACAAUAAAGAGGAAGUAGUGUGGGUGAAAGAGAUGGGUACAGAAUCUGACUCUGAAGAGGAUUCUGAGUCCAUAUCUGAAACCAGUAAGGAGGAGGAGAGAAAGAGGGUAAGAAGCCUCCAGAAGAAGAGCUUAUAAUCUCAGGCAGUGGCACUGAGGCUCUUACUAGAGCUGAAGAAUCUGCCAAGGCCAUAAAUGCAGAAUUGGACUUUUGGAAUCUAACCUUGGAAUUGAAUCUGAAGAGAGUAGAAGUGCCUGAGUUGAAGUAAGAAGAGAAUCCAGAAGCGGUUUCUUCCAAAUAACAGUUCAUCUCUUGCCAUCCUUCCCCUGCUGCCCCAGCAUCGCCUUCAUCAUGACCAUCCUUAUAAUCACCAAAUCAACAAACAUUUAUUGAGCAUAAUCUCUGUGGGAUCCUGUGCUAAACUCUGGGACAUCAUCUCAGGAUCUAAGAUCCUGACUGCUUCUUUCCUGACAUACCCCAUGCUCAGGACCCUUAGCCAGCAGCUCCUUUCAGUUGUCACUGGCAGCUAUGUCUCCGGCACUUACUCCAUCGUUUUUGUCAACUGUCCCAACGAGCAGAUUGCCAGAGAUAUUGCCAGGGCUAUACUGGAUAAGAAGCUGACUGCCUCUGUGAACAUCCUGCCUAAGGCAUACUCACUAUACUAUUGGAAUGGAGAAAUAGAAGAAGCCACUGAAAUCCUGCUGUUAAUAAAGACAAAGACUUCCAAGGUCCGUAUGCUAUCCAGCUACAUCAGGUUGGUGCAUCCUUUUGAAAUCCCAGAGGUCUUCAGUCUUCCCAUGGACCAAGGAGAUGUGCACUAUUUAAAGUGGCUGGAGGAGGCCAUGGAGGAGGAAUGAGUGGGGGCUUCUUGUGCCUCCUGCUGGCUGACUCUAACCUUCAUCAGCUGUUCUCUGGGGGAAGGGAGGCUUCUCUCUGCCCCCUCGCAUCUCUGGAUUCCAUGCUUUUGUCUGCACAGAGGAGUUAAGUAACUUGUGGAGGGUGAAGGUCCAAGGCUUCUGAGGCUGGAAGAGGACGCUGGGCCAGUCAGGCCAAGCAAGAACCCCGUGGAUCUUGUCUCUGAGUGCAUCAUGCGUAAAGUGUCACAGCUGACUACAGGAAAUAGGAGAAGACAGGGACAAGACACCAGCUGUCUCUGCCAGGUACUGCCCUAGGUUCUUAACAUUAUUUUAUCCUUACAAGUCAAUGUUAUCCUCAUUUUGCAGUUGAAACCUGAGGUCAGAGAGCAGGAGACACUUAAAGUAAAUGGCAGAACUAGGCUCCUAACCCAAGUCUCUGAUUCUAAAUCUGAUGCUCUUACUGCCUCUUUCAAAGAGGUUGGAUGUAUCCCUUUGUAGGCCAAAGAUCCAGAGAACCUGCUGUAGCCAACUCUAAAGGAAGAGUUAUUCGCUCCGAAAACAUGUGUGGUAGUUGGUGUUGAUAUAUUGCAUUACUUCUCCCCACAGAUCUGGAUGUUGGUGAUAAUAUCUUCAGUUCUACAGAUGAGGGAACGGAUUUAGAGGAGUUUAAUGGUUAGGGUCUGUGUGACUCCAGCUUACAUGGUUUGGCCACUAUACCACAUUGUCCUCCCAGAUGAUGCUGUGGGAGCUGGGGCUAGGACCUUCAUCAGGGUUUCCACGCGGGAAUUCCUUCCCAGCAUUUCUCAGGAAACUUACGUUUUUUGAUCCCAGAAUCCCUGGGAGAGGAGAGUCAGUUGAGGAAAUGUGAAAAAGUAUUAAAGUUUUAUCUGUGAACACUAAAGCUUAAAAGCAUAGAGACGUUGCUGGUUUGAGGGAAUCCAGCUUCAUCAAAUAAAAAACUAGAGCAAGAAAUGCUAACAUAGAGUUGAAGACUAAGAGAACCAGGACAGGAGCAUGUAGAAGAGAGAUGGUUUCCACCGAGUCAGUCUUGCCUGUGAUUGUUGGCACGUCAUAAGAGCGUGUGUCUAGCCCUGUCUGCCGCAAACUGUGAGUUAUUCUUGCAAAUAAGAUAAGUUUAUACAUGUAGUGUACUUUAUACAAAUCCUAUGAGCAGUGUUCCAAGAAAUAAGCUUUGGAAGCAAAAUAAAUUCUUAAUUUGGCAA
Delphinapterus leucas (beluga whale) is the source of this 3919-nucleotide messenger RNA. Lineage: Eukaryota; Metazoa; Chordata; Mammalia; Artiodactyla; Monodontidae. The record is from RefSeq and is a predicted model, not a curated record.